Messenger RNA from Mycena citricolor, 316 nucleotides. The record is from the annotation of a GenBank genome assembly. Lineage: Eukaryota; Fungi; Basidiomycota; Agaricomycetes; Agaricales; Mycenaceae.
CUCGCAGACCUUUUUUGUCUAAUGCAUCCGAACGACAACGAGAAAUGGAACUAAAACUGCAGUGGUCGUGGAGCACCACAGCAAACCGUGGGAGGACAACGAAUCUCGUCGUCCAGCGCUCAUUAAUGCGUUUCGCCAGGAUAUUUAUGUUCCCGUCAAGCCCAGAAUGUGUGCUUGACCGGAGAGUCCAUAGCCUCGGCAGGACCCGUCACAUCGAAGUCAGACACUCGGGGAAGCAUCACGAACGAGCCGGAGCGCUAAAGCAGCGAGGCGAGGCCUGUGCGACAUAAUCACGCCAUCGCACAACUUGAAAGUU